Molecule: messenger RNA, 4179 nt
Organism: Colossoma macropomum (tambaqui)
Lineage: Eukaryota; Metazoa; Chordata; Actinopteri; Characiformes; Serrasalmidae
Gene: stag1b
Product: stromal antigen 1b
Exons: 34
Coding region: 296-4072 (1258 amino acids)
Biological process (GO): sister chromatid cohesion
Cellular component (GO): nucleus; chromatin; cohesin complex
Molecular function (GO): chromatin binding
Source: RefSeq, a predicted model, not a curated record
GGCAGUUUAGGAUUGCUUCUCUCCUGAAAGGCGCGGUUCCGCUUGAGGUCUAAAUUACAAUAUAAAACAUAAAGUAUUCUGUCAUUAAAUUGGACCAAUUAUCGCCCGGGUGCGCCGUGGAGACUCUUUCGGCGGGCAAAAGGUUAUGUGAUCUUAUGGAGGUGCUCGCUGCCUGUUCUAUCUGAAUCAUCUUACUGGAGACCAGGACAGACAGGGGGACUGUCUCUAACACCUUCGCUCCUGCUCUGGACAAAGUGUCUAUAAUAAAUACCUUUCGCCUCAGUAAAGAGCCAAGAUGAUUAACUCAGAGUUCCCUGUUCUGCAGGACUCGUCUAACGAGUCUGGUCAGGGAGACACAGUGAGUCUGAGCCUCAGUGUUAGUGAGCUGGAUGACACUGGAGAGGGAAAAGGCAAGAAGAAGAGAGGAAGGCCAGGGAGACCACCGCAGGCGUCCAAUAAGAAGGCCCGCAAGUCUCCAGUUGACAAGGGGGGCAGGAGGCCCAAUGGCAUGGCCCAGCAAAAUGGAGAAGGAGGAGACCCCACCACGCUGUUUGAAGUGGUCAAACUGGGCAAGAGUGCCAUGCAGUCAGUUGUUGAUGACUGGAUCGAGUCGUACAAGCAGGACAGAGACAUGGCUCUUCUGGAUCUUAUCAACUUUUUCAUUCAGUGCUCUGGAUGUAAAGGUACUGUAAGAAUUGAGAUGUUUAGAAACAUGCAGAAUGCAGAAAUUAUCAGGAAGAUGACAGAGGAGUUUGAUGAGGAUAGUGGCGACUACCCGCUCACGAUAGCCGGCCCGCAGUGGAAGAAGUUCCGCUACAACUUCUGCGAAUUCAUCGGCGUUCUGAUCCGCCAGUGCCAGUACAGCAUCAUCUAUGACGAGUAUAUGAUGGACACAGUCAUUUCCCUCCUCACCGGCCUUUCAGACUCACAGGUCCGAGCCUUCAGACAUACCAGCACCCUGGCAGCUAUGAAGCUGAUGACGGCCCUGGUGAACGUAGCAUUGAACCUGAGCAUCAACCAGGACAACACACAGAGACAGUACGAGGCUGAGCGCAACAAGGUCGCCGGGAAGAGAGCCACAGACAAGCUGGAACUGCUGCUGGAGAAGAGGAAGGAGCUUCAAGAGAACCAAGAUGAAAUUGAGAAUAUGAUGAACUCCAUCUUCAAGGGAAUUUUCGUUCACCGCUACAGAGAUGCCAUUGCUGAGAUUAGAGCUAUCUGCAUUGAGGAGAUCGGCGUGUGGAUGAAGCUGUACAGCGACGCCUUCCUUAAUGACAGCUAUCUGAAAUACGUGGGCUGGACGUUACAUGAUAGGCAAGGAGAAGUCCGACUUAAGUGCCUCAAGGCACUUCAGACACUGUACACAAACAGAGGGCUCUUCCCCAAGCUGGAGCUCUUCACUAACCGCUUUAAGGACCGCAUUGUGUCUAUGACUCUAGAUAAAGAGUAUGACGUGGCGGUGGAGGCCAUCCGGCUAGUGACUCUGAUACUGCAUGGCAGUGAGGAUGCUCUCUCUAACGAAGACUGUGAAAACGUCUAUCACCUGGUCUACUCCGCCCAUCGGCCUGUGGCAGUGGCAGCAGGAGAGUUCCUCCACAGGAAGCUGUUCAGUCGGCACGACCCCCAGGCAGAGGAGGCUCUUGCUAAGCGGCGGGGCAGGAACAGCCCUAAUGGCAACCUCAUCAGGAUGCUGGUGCUUUUCUUCCUGGAGAGUGAGCUGCACGAGCACGCAGCGUAUCUGGUGGACAGCCUGUGGGACAGCUCUCAGGAGCUGCUGAAGGACUGGGACUGCAUGAUCGAGCUACUGCUAGAGGAGCCAGUACAGGGAGAGGAAGUGCUGGGAGACAGACAUGAGAGCGCUCUGAUCGAACUCAUGGUCUGCACCAUCAGGCAGGCAGCCGAGGCUCACCCACCUGUCGGCCGAGGAACGGGGAAGCGCGUUCUCACUGCCAAAGAAAAGAAGACCCAGGUUGACGAUAAGAAUAAACUGACUGAGCACUUCAUCAUUGCUCUGCCUAUGCUGCUGUCAAAGUAUCAAGCAGAUGCUGAGAAAGUGGCCAACCUCCUGCAGAUCCCUCAGUACUUUGACCUGGAGGUCUACAGUUCUGGACGAAUGGAGAAGCACUUGGAUGCUCUGCUGAAGCAGAUCCGGGUGGUGGUGGAGAAACACACAGAGACGGAGGUCCUGGAGGCCUGCAGUAAGACUUACAGCAUCCUGUGCAGUGAAGAGUAUACCAUCAUGAACCGUGUGGACAUCGCCCGCAGCCAGCUCAUCGACGAGCUCACGGAUCGUUUCAACCACUCUGUGGAGGACCUUCUGCAGGAGGGGGAUGAGGCUGAUGAUGAUGACAUUUACAGUGUACUCUCGUCCCUAAAGAAACUCACUGCUUUUCAUAAUGCUCACGACCUCACAAAGUGGGACCUGUUUAAGAACUGCUACCGGUUACUGAAAAUGGGAAUAGAACAAGGGUCCAUGCCAGAGCAGAUUGCUGUCCAGGCACUACAGUGUUCACAUUACUCAAUCCUGUGGCAGCUGGUCCGAAUCACAGAGGGCUCUCCAUCCAAGGAUGACCUUGUUGCUCUAAGAAGAGUUGUGAAGUCGUUCCUUGCUGUGUGCCAGCAGUGCCUGUCAAAUGUGAACACUCCUGUGAAAGAGCAGGCAUUCAUGUUGCUGUGUGACUUGCUGAUGAUCUUCAGCCACCAGCUGACCACAGGGAGCAGAGAAGCCCUGCAGCCGUUAGUCUUCAAUCCAGACAACACCCUGCAGAGCGAGCUCCUCAGCUUUGUGCUAGACCACGUCUUCAUUGACCAGGACGACGAGAACCAGAGCAUGGAGGGUGAUGAGGAAGAUGAAGCCAAUAAAAUUGAGGCUUUACACAAAAGGAGGAACCUUCUUGCUGCUUUCAGCAAGCUCAUCAUAUACGACAUUGUGGACAUGCCUGCGGCAGCUGACAUCUUUAAACACUAUAUGAAGUACUACAAUGACUAUGGCGACAUCAUCAAGGAGACCCUGAGCAAGACCAGACAGACGGAUAAGAUCCAGUGUGCCAAAACACUUAUACUCAGUUUGCAACAGCUCUUUAAUGAGCUUGUGCAGGAUCAGGGGCCCAACCUGGAUCGAACCUCUUCCCAUGUGAGUGGCAUUAAAGAGCUGGCCCGCCGCUUCGCUCUCACCUUUGGACUGGACCAGAUCAAAACCAGGGAGGCAGUAGCAACGUUGCACAAGGAUGGAAUUGACUUUGCCUUCAAGUUUCCAAACCCCAAAGGAGCAGAGUACCCUCCCCCAAACCUGGCUUUUCUGGAAGUGCUCUGCGAGUUCUCUUCCAAACUUCUCCGGCAGGAUAAAAAGACUGUACAUUCAUACUUGGAGAAGUUCAUGACCGAGUACAUGAUGGAGCGGAGAGAGGAUGUAUGGUUGCCACUGAUCGCCUACAGGAACUCUCUACUAACGGGAGGAGAUGAAGACCGCAUGUCUGUUACGACGGGCAGCACCACCAGCAGAGCCAGCACAGUGCGCAGCAAGAGGGGCCGACCGCCACUGCACAAGAAACGUACAGACGCAGAUGAAAGUGUGGACGGCUCGUGGGUGAUACGCAACGACACCAUUCAGACUCCUGGAGGUUUGCAGACACCGCAGCUCACAUCCACAGUGCUAAGGGAGAACCCGCGACAAGCAGCAGAACAUAUCCCAGAGCAAGACUCCUCAGAACCAGGCUCUGAACCCGACUACAUUCACAAUCCACAGAUGCAGAUGUCAUGGCUCGACCAGCAGAAGAUGGAAGAGGUGAACAGGAAAGAGAGAGGCGGCAUGAACUACAUGAAGGCGCGAAGCGGCGGCGUAAGGCAACAAGUACGUGGCUUAAUGGAAGAUGACGCAGAGCCCAUCUUUGAGGAUGUGAUGAUGUCAUCGCGUGGUCAGUUGGAGGACAUGAAUGAGGAGUUUGAAGACACCAUGGUGAUAGAUCUGCCUCCAUCAAGAAACAGACGAGAGAGAGCUGAACUCAGACCAGACUUUUUUGACUCCACAGCAAUUAUAGAAGAUGAUUCUGGAUUUGGUAUGCAAAUGUUUUGAAGCAGAGAGCAGAUUCUGUGGGGGAAUCACAACCAGCAAUGUCAUUUCUCCAAUCAAGCAGCACCGUGUUUUGAGAAUCACAUGUUCAACAUUAUUUUCAAGCAAAA